Spodoptera litura is the source of this 606-nucleotide messenger RNA. It is a transcript of the gene CSP10, whose product is annotated as chemosensory protein 10. The record is from RefSeq and is a predicted model, not a curated record. Lineage: Eukaryota; Metazoa; Arthropoda; Insecta; Lepidoptera; Noctuidae.
AUGCAGUAUAUAUUCCGUUAUGGGCGAGAUGAAGGCGUCACAGCCCAGCGAAGGGUCGAACGGAGCUCACGGGAAAUACGAUACAAAAUGAAACUAAUCAUCGUACUCGCUUUAUGUGUGGUGGCAGUGGCUUGGGCUAGGCCUGCCUCCACCUACACCGACAAGUGGGAUAACAUCAACGUAGACGAGAUCUUAGAGUCCCAGCGUCUACUAAAAGCGUACGUAGACUGCUUGCUCGACAGAGGACGUUGCACUCCUGAUGGGAAAGCCCUCAAAGAAACUCUCCCUGACGCCUUAGAACAUGAGUGUAGCAAAUGUACUGAAAAACAAAAGAAGAGCUCGGACAAGGUCAUCAGGCACUUGGUGAACAAACGCCCAGACUUGUGGCAGGAGUUAUCAGGAAAGUAUGACCCUGAAAAUAUCUACCAGGAGAGGUACAAAACCCAGCUUGACGCAGUAAAGCGACAUUAAGACGGUGAUGAUGAAAUAUGGAGAGAGUUCACCUAACAGGUGAAUGGGUGGUGGAAAUGUAAAUUGUGUUCAGGAACGCAGUUACCAAAGUUAUAUUCUAUUGGAGUUUAUUGAAAAUAAAUUAUUUUUUAUUAU